GGGGGGGGAGAGAGGGUUGGGCUGUCUGCUGCUGCUGAGAAAACCUGCCGCCAGACAUCCAGAGGGACUCCGGCGGCGCAGCGUUGCUUCUCCCGCAGCAUCAGCAUCAGCAUCCGCGACACCGCGGCGCAGCUUCCAGCCUCACCUGCUCCUGUGUGCGCGCCCCUCCCCUCCUCCCCUCCUCCCCCCACGCCUCCGUGACGAGGGACACUCGCUGCCGCAGCACAGAGGGGACGCACGGACGAGGGAAACCGGCUGAGCAGUCUUCGGGGAAAUAAAGGGGAGCUAUUUAAGGGCAGUGAAAGAUGGUGAAACUGGGGAGUAAUCUUCAAGACAAGGGGGGCAAACCUGUGAGCGUGGAGGACGGCUUUCAGAAUGUGCCCCUCAUCACUCCGCUGGACGUCGGCAGCCUCCAGAGCCAAGCACCUGACAAGGUGGUGGUGAAAACCCGCACUGAGUACCAGACAGAGAAGAAAAGGCUGAAGGUUCCCAAGGUGGAGGAGUUCACCAUCAGCUUCACUGACGGGGUGUCUGAGAGACUUAAGGUGACUAUUCUGAUCAUCCUGGCCCUGGCCUUCCUCGCCUGCAUCGUGUUCCUGGUGGUUUAUAAAGCCUUCACCUACGACCACGCCUGCCCAGAUGGAUUCAUUUACAAGCACAAAAGGUGCAUCCCGGCGUCCCUGGAGGCCUACUACGCCGCCCAAGACGCUAACUCGAGGGGCCGCUUCUACACGGUGAUCAGCCACUACAGCAUGGCCAAGCAGACCACCUCGCACUCUGUCUCCCCCUGGCUGCCCGGAGGGGCGCCAGGGCAGCAGCAUGACGCUAAGCCGCCCACUGGCGAGGGCCACUGAGUUGGCCCAGCGGGUAGAGUGUGUCGCAAAACGCACGCAGACAUGAAGGAAGGCAGGUGCAGGCAGAUAGGAACACACACACACACACACACACAUUAACACGUAGCUGAACAUCUUUCGUAGGCGUAGAUCAAAGCGACGCACAACAGACGCAGUAUGAUGCCAGUAUAGAGUGAAAACGUGCAUGCAGACAUGAUAAGCACAUGGCUAGGUCAUAUUCUGAUUUCCCUCGACUGACCAUUUGUGUGUCGGGUUCCUUAUUGAGGGGCAUAUUUCCUGUUGAACCUUUGUCUGCUGAUACAAACUCCCACGUACAAACACAGCCUGCUCUCUCGCUACCAUGUCUUUAAUGCCUUCCUCUUCAUUUACUAUAAUUGAUUGUCUUGAUAUAUUUAUUUUUCACUGUAAUGUAUGGAUAACUUGUAUGUGAUUAUCUUUGUACAAAGGCUUGAGUCAGUGCUGAAUUUCACGCUUCCUCUUUGAGGUUUUCUUAGUUAAGGUGUGUUUCUCUAGUUCAUUCACGGCCGCUUUUCUUGGAUCACUUCAUAUUCCGACCCUGAAAAUGUCUUAAAUUGCUGUAUAACGAGUUUUUAAACACAACGCUCAUCCGAGGAAGGUUCGACGCCAGAGUCCACAUCCAGCGGAAGUCAUUUUUCCAUCAUGGCUGUUUGAUAGCUCAUAUGCGCUGACGAUUCAAUGUUCUGUGUUAUACGAUUCAGAUCCUGAUAUCUCCCAGUGACCCACGCUGUACAUACAACUUUGCGAUCAGGCUAGUUUUUGUGUUUGUAUGAAUUCUAGUAGCUUUUAUUAGGAGGUUUUCAUUUUGGAUUUUACAGACUUGCAUUUCGUUCAUGCAUAUUGCUCCAGUGUUGUAGCUCCCUUAAACUCAAUGUUGCAAAUGGGGAAGGAAACACCCUGCAUAUCACGUCUCCUGCCCAAACUGUUAUUCUCCAGCUGAGAUCUGUUAAGUAUUGAUGGGCUUCAAUUUGCAGUCGAAUUCUGUUCCCGUACGGAUUUAUUCUCAUUUUGUAAUGUUGGAUCUGUUGUCGAGAGCGCUUUUAUGAGGUAUUGUGAUGUUGUUAGUUACGUAGCGAUACCCGGUGUACUUUAUCAGUGUGCAUCCGUGUCCCUGUUCCCUUUGGUUUGAAUUCAAAAUAAAAACAAGCUGUGACCUGUA
Messenger RNA from Pungitius pungitius (ninespine stickleback), 2031 nucleotides. RefSeq names its product neuronal vesicle trafficking associated 2 (gene nsg2). NCBI's taxonomy places the organism in Eukaryota, Metazoa, Chordata, Actinopteri, Perciformes, Gasterosteidae. Gene Ontology annotation, cellular component: membrane; endosome. The record is from RefSeq and is a predicted model, not a curated record. The transcript is spliced from 5 exons. Gene Ontology annotation, biological process: endosomal transport; G protein-coupled dopamine receptor signaling pathway; clathrin coat assembly. Gene Ontology annotation, molecular function: clathrin light chain binding. Bases 306 to 854 code for a protein of 182 amino acids.